UAUACAUAUACAUAAUAAAUUCGAAUGAGCAGUAUCGGUAAAUUCCAAAAUAAUUGUGAUAAUUUCAGCAAAAUAGAUGGAUACUCUAAGAACACCUUAUAUAUAUAUCGCGCAUUAGAAAGAAAGAGAGAGAGAAAUGAGUGGUAUACAAUAUCAGCAGUGAUUGCUAUCAUUUUGUCUGACGCGCGGAACAGAAUGGUCAGCGAUGCUGAUGCAAAAGCAGUGAUAUCAAGCGAUAUCGUGGCAGUAGCGAUCGCGGUGACAGCGUCGGCGACGGCGACGACGACGGCGACGACGGCGACGACGGCGACGACGACGGCGACGGUGGCAGCGGGGGUGGUGACGGUUUUGCGCGUGUGUUUACCGCCGCUGAUCGACGCUAAAGAGCCUUCUCCCUCUCGUUUCGCGAUUGUUCUACGGUCGCGGCCGCGAUCCGUGUGUUUGUCGCGGGAAAAACGAUGUCAGGAUACCGCAAGGUGAAUUAUUACGAGCUUUGCCGAUUGUGUACCAACAGCGAGGGUAACAAGAUGUAUAUAUUUCGCGAGGAGGGACGCAGACGACAAUUGCAGACGAAAAUACAGACGUAUUUGGCGAUACAAGUUAUGGAGAAUGACUCAUUACCAAAAAUUGUAUGCCACGAAUGUGUCAAAAAGCUGGAAAAUUUUAUAGAAUUUCGGGAAACUGUAGUCAAUGCCGAGGGUAUGUUGGAGUCUUAUCUUACUUCGCUUCAUUUGUCCGAAGAUUUUUUGAAAGAAGGAAAAGUUUAUGUAAAAAAUAUCGAAAAGGAAAGAUCAUCAACACCAGAGGAUGAAAUUCUUAAGUCAAUGGAAAAGGUGUCAACGUCACCGAGAAGUCAAGUAAUAAAUGAUCAACAAAUACAACAACAUCAACAACCUGUUGUAGUUAGCAAUAUAAAUGCUUCUAAUAUACAAAUCAUCAGUGGAGUUCAAGCUAGAGUACAGCAAUACAAAUGUGCUAUGCAGAUGCAACCAGGUGGUAUGGCAGCAGCUGUUGUUGAAGCUACAGCAGAGACUCAUUAUAGUUACCAACAGCAGACAUCUCAAGUAUCGCAGCAAUCAAAUGAAGCGCAAAAUCAAAUUGGUGAGCAGCAGAAUCAAUCUCCUGCGAUCCAACAAGCGCAGAACCAAAUACAGAAUCAUAGUCAAAUAAAUCAGCAAGUGCAAUCCCAAAGACCAAUUUCUCAGCAAUUGAACCAAGCAGGACAAUUAUCUCAGAAUCAAAGCCAAGUUAAUCAACAAAUGCAGGGACAGAUAUCACAGCAGCUUCAACAAUUACAAAGGCAACAACGCGAAUUUGAGAAACAGCACAGACAACUUCAGCAACUUGAGAAGCAGCAAGCACAAAUUAUAACACAACAAGAAUUCUCGGUGAAACAAGAGACACCAGUUGUACAUCAAAAUAAUAAUGUAGUUCUCAAAACCGAGACGGACAUAGAACCUAAUCAGCAAGUCAUACAGAAAAUACAAUCUGAAGUCCAAAAAGAUGAAUCUCCUAACUCAGGUGUACAAACUUAUACUACAGUACAAGCAACGCCAGAAGUAUUUUUAAACUUGGGUUUUAAAGAAAAUACACUGACAACACCAACAGCAGUACGAGAUGAUAUAAAAGAUUUUAAAGAAUUUACAAAAACUUCAUCUGAUGAUGGAAUGUCUCGUAAUUCAAUUGAUCAGAUUAGAGAAUUUCUGAGGCUUAGAUCAGGAUCAGAACCAGCAUCUUUAAUCACCGUAAAUCCUCAAGUACUCUCGCAGACUACAAAAAAUACUAUCUGCCGCGAUUGCGGUAAAAGUUUUUCCUCAUUGACUCAAAUGAGCAACCAUAAUUGUAGUGUUGAAAUACUUAUAAAUGAACCAUCAGAUGCUAGAAGCAAAGAUGAUUCUUUACAAACUAAUGUUAAUUCUUUUAGUUGUGACAUUUGUAGUAAACCAUUCAAACGAAAAGAACAUCUCUUUCAACAUCGGAAAUUGCAUACUGGUGAGCGACCAUAUGUGUGCACAACGUGUGCAAAAGCAUUUAGCCGUAAAGAACACUUGGUUAGACAUUCAGUAUCUCAUACCGGACAAAAAAUGCACGAAUGUGACAUGUGCGGCAAAAGUUUUUCGCGCAAAGAUAAUCUCCAUAAACAUCGAAAAACGCAUGGUGUAGCUGGUCCUUAUAUUUGCGAAACUUGUGGCAAAUCUUUCAUUAUAAAACAUUAUUAUAUGAUGCAUUUAACUACUCAUGCAGCAACUCUCACAGACGAUGUAAAUUGUCCAGAUCCAUUGCCAUAUAAAUGCGAUAUAUGCCACAAAGCAUACUCUGUAAAACAAUAUCUUACUGCACAUAAACUUAGACAUAGAUCAAAAAACAAUAAUUCUGCACAAAAUAAUUUAAAUGGGCAUCAGCAACAACAAUCACAACAAGCGGAUACUGCAAAUAAUGUGAAUGUAGUGACAAAUAAUGUUAAUAAUACUGGACAUUUAAAUAAUGGACAAUCUAGUAAUGAAUCAACUGUUGAAAUGCAAAGUGUUAUUGAACGGAAUGAACAGACUAAUGGGUCAUUUACUAACAGUCAGUAUCAUACUAAUAUACAAGAGUUUCAAUGAGAUAAGGGAAAGCGUGUCUAUUAUGUUCUCUUGCCAAAUGGUAAUAAUCAUAAGAUCGUGGUUGUAUAAGCAAGAGAAACUUUGACGCGCUAAACUAUUUUCUUAUAUGGUUUUGCUCUUGAAUGAACGGUUUAAUAUUACAGGAAUGAGAAUCAAAAUGGCUAUUCUGAUAAAUUAAACAUUUUAAGUGUGUACACAUUGCACAGAAGAUAGAUCUGUUGAAAGGUUUAAGAAUGCUUGCUCGAUAUGAUGAUGUAAAUAUAUCAUGCCAACAAAACAUGUAACAAAUAGUAGUUGUAUAGAAUGCAAGCUAUAGUUUUGAAACAAAUGCUCACUUGUAAUAACAUUUUAAAAGUAUUAAUA
Camponotus floridanus (Florida carpenter ant) is the source of this 2966-nucleotide messenger RNA. RefSeq names its product zinc finger protein 585B. Gene Ontology annotation, cellular component: nucleus. The transcript is spliced from 3 exons. Gene Ontology annotation, molecular function: RNA polymerase II cis-regulatory region sequence-specific DNA binding; DNA-binding transcription repressor activity, RNA polymerase II-specific; zinc ion binding. Bases 459 to 2603 code for a protein of 714 amino acids. Lineage: Eukaryota; Metazoa; Arthropoda; Insecta; Hymenoptera; Formicidae. The record is from RefSeq and is a predicted model, not a curated record. Gene Ontology annotation, biological process: negative regulation of transcription by RNA polymerase II.